Penicillium diatomitis is the source of this 2643-nucleotide messenger RNA. RefSeq lists its product as uncharacterized. The record is from RefSeq and is a predicted model, not a curated record. The transcript has 2 exons. NCBI's taxonomy places the organism in Eukaryota, Fungi, Ascomycota, Eurotiomycetes, Eurotiales, Aspergillaceae. Bases 1 to 2643 code for a protein of 880 amino acids.
AUGUCAAAGCUGACCAAGAUCAAUCAUGCUGCCGGUAUCUUUGCGGACAUGUCCGUCGACGGGCCUGCUAUCGGCACCCUGGUCGCCAUUAUCGAUCGUGCAAAGAACUUACCUAACCGGAAGACGAUGGGAAAGCAAAAUCCUUACUGUGCAGCACGGCUAGGCAAAGAAGCAAAGAAAACACCCACAGAUCUCCGUGGUGGACAGACCCCAAAAUGGGACUACGAGCUGAGAUUCACAGUACACGAGUCUCCAGAUUACUUCAAACUCAAAGUUUCCAUCUUCAAUGACGACAAGAAGACGGAUCUGAUCGGAGAGACUUGGAUUGAUUUACAAAACUUGAUCAUUCCAGGAGGAAGCCAGAACGAUCACUGGCACCCUCUGCAAUGCCGUGGCAAGUAUGCCGGUGACGUUCGAAUCGAGAUGACCUACUACGACACCCGUCAACAAGACGAGGCAGUCAUCGUGAAGCGGAAGGAGGCAGCAGAGAAGGUACAAGGCAAGACCGUCAGCAGUGGCCCAACAUCUACGGGGCUGUCGGGACCACGGACGCUGGAAAAAGUGAAGAGACGUCCGCUGCCGACUGAUCCCUCUGGAGCUGCCACGCAUUCGGCUCCUGCACAUAGACCCUCCACGGUGGAACACACUCACUCAGCGCCUGCGGCGCCACAACAUCCUCAGCCAUCUCGCCCCGUGGCACGAGAACAACCGCAUAGCAUACCCGCGCCUACUCAGCUUCCUAGACCCGAUGCCACCACCUACGCACAAACUCAGCAUGAAAUUCCCCGCGGUAUGCCCACCUACAACCAAGUUGGUCCGAAUUCGAGGACGAGGGAAACUAAUGGCUCCAUCGAGCCAUAUUACCAAGACCAGUCUUCUAACCCGACACAACACGCUCAACCUAUGAAUACGACUCGAAACAACGUCCAAGAUCCUCGGAUGUCCGUCGAGUCGCCUUCUGCGCAUUACGAACCCCGUCAUGUAGCUCCUUCUCGCAGUCAUGGCGAUUCUGAUCAUGUCCCUCAAAGCUAUCGAUCGAUUCCAGAACCAUCACUGGAGCCAAUGAUUGCGCCUGAAAGAAUGACAUAUGACAGACAUGCACAGUCACACAACCUGCAGGGCUCUGCUGUUUCCCCGCAAUACACUGCGAACCCUAUGACAUUUGGUCACGUCUCAACCUUCACCCCGCACCAUUCAGCUUAUGUUGAAGAGCCCGCACCCCUCCAAUAUUCGCGGCCGACUUCAUCAUCUGGGCCAGUAGAUGACUUCAGGUACCAUCCGCGGGCUUUAAAGGCUCUUCCCGCCCCUCGGUCGGAUCCGUAUCACCCGGAAUAUGCUACAAUGCAACCGCGAGUAGAAGAUGAGGAAGAAGACGCUCUGCCACCACCUCCUCCAGUUCAUCGCUCCCGCAUGGCUCAACCGCCGUCCCCGACAAAACAACCUGUGCCUCACUCACAGCCACCUUACACCCCGUACAGUCCGGUGUACACAGAUAACCGAUCCCCCACCAUGCCCGCGAGCCUGGUGGCUGGAUAUGAGAGUGAAGAGCGUGAGCGCGUCUACGAGGGACACCUGAGCCGCAGAGGCAGUGCGAGUCAUCUCGAGGAUGAGAUGAUGAUUCCGCAGCCCUUGUCGGCAGCCAGUAGCUCUGCCAUGGUUCCGGUAGCUACUCCAUCGUAUGCGUCUGCAGCCGUUCCUUCGACCUACGACAACACAAUUUACCCCCUUCGAACGUCUCCGCAGCCCAUUGAUGACCGCGCCUCUACACGCCAUCGAGGCAUCUCGCAAACCUCCGAUUCCCGUAUGAUCACGCGGAAAUCGGUGAGCCCAGCGCCCCCGAUCUCUCGAGGCUCAUCUGUGCCAUUUUCUCCAGAUUCAUAUGAUUCCUUCAAUCCCCGAUCCUCUCGUUCAGGAGGCGGCUCUGAGCCUUUGCCGGCGUACGACACUCUAUCUCAGGCUCGAGAUACAGCCCUCCGCAGCCAGAUCGAGCCUCAUCGAGACUCCGAUCAGCCGAUCAUUGGAGAUGAUGGUCGCGAGAUCGAUCCGUCCGACCACCUUCCAACCGAUACCUGGGCUCCCGAGCCUGAGAGAAAGGGCCGGAAACCCGAAGUGAUCAUCCGAUUUAAACAUUCUCAACGUCCCACAUCUCGCGGUAACGAUACCGCUCGCCCUGCCGGGCCACCGCGUGUAGGGUUUCGCACCCCGGCCGAGCAUGACCGAGCGAGUAUUGCAUACACCCCGUCACAUGUUCACAAUCGCGAGCCUGUGGACCGGACCCCCCCUCGCGGCGAACGUAGCCAGGAGAGCUAUAGUAGCUACUCCAACGGUCGGGGUUAUGGCCAACCUUCCCCUGGAGAGCGACCACGCUCAUCCCGUGGCUCUGUGUCCCCUUCCCCGGGUUCUCGAUCUCCAUUGUACGACUACCAUACAGGGCCUCCUCUUCCAGCGAAGGUGCCAGUUUCCUAUGGAGCUCCUGAGUAUCCCGUGGUAGCUAACCAGGCGAUGACUGGGAACCCGGGCAUGGAUGCCCUCAGCCGCGAACUCAAGACUAUUGACAUUGGCUCUGUGGGUUGCAGCCCAAGCAGAGCCGUGCGCAAAUACGCACCCGCUCGACCCUCGGUGACCAUGGGAUAUGCUAGUUGA